Leguminivora glycinivorella is the source of this 2476-nucleotide messenger RNA. Its product is annotated as glycine receptor subunit alpha-4-like. NCBI's taxonomy places the organism in Eukaryota, Metazoa, Arthropoda, Insecta, Lepidoptera, Tortricidae. Gene Ontology annotation, molecular function: extracellular ligand-gated monoatomic ion channel activity; chloride channel activity; transmembrane signaling receptor activity. Gene Ontology annotation, cellular component: synapse; neuron projection; membrane. The record is from RefSeq and is a predicted model, not a curated record. Gene Ontology annotation, biological process: chloride transmembrane transport; chemical synaptic transmission; nervous system process.
UCUCGCGUCAGAGCACGGGGUGAGCGCGAGCCGCCCGCGAAGGUUGCGCCCGUGACCGCGCCCGCCGGCCGCCGCGCCCGCAGUACCGUGCCGCGCUCGCUCCUCCUCGCACCUCCCAGCCCGAGGACCGCCAGACCAGUGUAGUGAUGUGCCCUUGCUGAUCAUGUGUGGCCGCCAGUGUGUGACAGUGCGGAGGCCCCGGCCCCGGUAGCCCGACAUGUGGACUUUGGUGCUCCCGCUGCUGGCCCUGGUCGCUUCCGGCGGGGGGGCCACCUUCGGAGCCAACAAAGCCCUGCUCGACUGUGCAAGCCAGAUCCUGUACCUGGAGCAGCAAACCUACGACAUACCUUCAGACUAUAACAGAAACAUUCCACCUGGAAAGAACACCACCGUGUUCAUAGGGCUCAAUGUCAACCGUGUUUCGGGAGUGGAUGAGAAUAAGGAGGAGAUAACCCUGGACGUGUUCCUACAAGUAUCCUGGAAGGACCCCCGGCUAAAAGUGGGCAUGGAGUCCAUAGACCUGCCCUGGGAGUUCCGCCAGCUGAUCUGGACGCCGGACCUGUACAUCUGGCAGCUGCAGACCAUGAGGAUCCUGUCCGUGCUGCAGGAGAUGGCCUCGCUCAGGCUUUAUAGGAAUAGCACCGUCUCAGUCAGUAUUGGCGCGACGAUAACAAUAAAAUGCGAGAUGGACUUCGUGUUAUACCCUUUAGACGUGCAAACCUGCAACAUUGAUUUUAGCAGCUACAAGUACACAUCAGAGUACGUGAGAUUCGAGUGGCGGGAGAUCCCUCCGUGGCUGGGCUGGCGGCUGGCUGGCGGGCAGCGCAACCAGUUCCGCCUGCCCAAAUACGUAGUCAGCUUCACUACUGACAAAAGUAAACAUAUUGCCCAAUAUGGUGAAGGCGAGCAUUCGGCAGCGCGGCUGCAGAUGACGCUAUCACGGGAGCUGCGAGGGUCUCUGGAGAGCUACCUACCUUCGUCGCUGUUUGUCAUCAUCUCAUGGGGAAGCUUCUGCGUGAUACCAGAGAUCGUGCCUGGGCGAAUGGUGCUGCUUGUGACUACUCUGCUGUCUCUUGUCACCAUGUUUGACACAGUCAGUACAAACUCACCCGAUGCGCUCGAGCUGAAGUGCAUAGAAGUGUGGCUGAUCUCGUGCACGAUAUUCGUGUUCCUGGCGCUGCUUGAGUACUUCGUGGUGCUGUUCGGCAUCCGCUACGACAAGAGCUGGUGCCGCCGCCGCGCCGACAUGCGCCGCGCCGCCUCCGCCGUGCAACUAGCGCCACCACCUCUACACGUCAACCAUCAGAGGUUGAGUUGCACUCCCGUGACAGGCACCCCACAGGGCGGAGUGUUCUCGCCGACCCUCAGUGUGGAGGACGAGGGACUCAAGCAGCAGCUCGGCAACCAGACCAUCUCGAGGGAUUCGCCGCCGAUCAUGGAGUCGCUGGGCAGUCGCGCUGGCCAAGGUCCGCUGGCGCGGGUGGGCGCGUGCAUCGACAGAGGCAUCAUGUUUUGCGGCGCGCAGCACGGCGCGCUCGACCGCUACGCACUCAUGCUCUUCCCGUGCUGUUUCGUACUCUUCGCUAUCAUAUACUGGACCACGUACCUAAGUGAAGUGCACCGGCACGCGCAGAAGUGAAAGUGACAAACGAUUUACAAUGUGAAGUGCCUGUGCGAGACGUUGUGUUAAUUGUAAAUAUUGUUAGACAAAUGCUAGUCGACUAUACAACGUUUGUUUACUAAGUACGAUCUAUGUAAGUUAGGUUAAUUUUACAACGAAAUUAAUAAUAAUUAGAAUUAUCUUCAAGUGUUCCGUAAUAGUAUAAAAUACUUAGGAUAAUUUGAUAAAAUUAUAUCUCGCUAUUAUUACACUACAGUAAACUGCAAAAAGUUAUACCCCCUGCUAAAGAAUAAAAUUCUAUGCAGGGAGGGUAACUUAGAUAACUCUGCAGCUUGCUGUAGGUACUUACUUAUGCUUGACGACGCUGUAGGACAAUAUUUAAAUUAAGAUAUAGAAGAACAAAGAUGACUCCUACAUUGACAAAUGUAGGUACAUAUCCUAUGUUUAGGUAUUGCCACGGAUUUUGAGUGAUGCUUAAGUAGCUUGACAAUAUACAAAUCAUUAAAUUUUAAUCUUACUUGUUAGUAUCACUUUUUGGAAGUGCCAAGAGACAUCACCAGUCAAAAUCUGUGUCUCAAAGUUUGUCUGCGAGUAAACUAACUGGUAUCUACAUGCAACAAUAAUAACAACCGUCCAGAACCAAGUCUUGUGCCUUUGUAACAAAAAUUGUAGUUAUACUACCUAGGAACCCAUAUCAAUCUAAAUAAAAAUCGUACAUACUUACAGCACAAAGUGUGGAGGUGAUUAUUCAUAGAAAUUUGCCGUUUAUGCUAACUUCACAAGCUGUGAAACAAGGUGCAGAGUUAACAUGGAUUGACUGGAGGGACAUACCUAAUUCUCACUUUGACUAAUAAU